CGGGGGGAUUGCGCUCACGAGCCUUUGUGUUUCACUUCUAAUAUCUCACAUAUCAAUAAUUGAGCGCGCGAGCAGACGGGACCCCACGCGCUAUGUGUUCUACUGCGCGCGGACUCGGCAAGGGCCUCUAUCCGCUUUCAAUCGGCUGUUCCACUACGGACUGAUAGGAGAAAACUGGAAGUACUGGUAAAAAAUUUCUAUGACAGUUCAGAGUCGGUGAAGAAAAAAGAAACUGCUGUAGUAUUGACUUGAACAGUUGGGAAGGACUUCAUUUGACAGUGAGGAGAGGUUUGGAGCGGUGUUGGUUUCCCGUGCACGGCAGGGAUUUGAGCGCAAAACGGUUUGUAUCUUUGUUAGAAGACUGCUGUUAGGUGCAGAGUGAAGUUGGCAUGAUGUUGACGUUGGUUCUAGGCGCAAUGUGGUUAGUAUGCCAUGCGUACGCACAGAACGAGACGGAACCAAUCGUGCUGGAGGGAAAAUGCUUGGUCGUGUGCGACUCAAAUCCCACCUCGGACCCGACUGGGACGGCUCUUGGGAUAUCGGUGCGUUCGGGGAGCGCCAAAGUGGCUUUUUCAGCAGUGAGGAACACGAACCACGAACCGUCUGAGAUGAGCAAUCGAACAAUGGUGAUCUACUUUGAUCAGGUACUUGUGAACGUUGGUAGAAGUUUCGAUGAGGAAAGGAGCCAUUUCUUCGCCCCGCGCAAAGGGAUAUACAGUUUUAAUUUCCACGUAGUGAAAGUGUAUAACCGUCAAACGAUCCAGGUAAGCCUGAUGCACAAUGGCUGGCCAGUAAUCUCUGCCUUUGCCGGGGAUCAGGACGUCACGCGUGAAGCAGCCAGUAACGGUGUCCUGAUUCAAAUGGAGAAAGGCGACCGCGCCUACCUCAAGCUGGAGCGGGGCAACCUGAUGGGUGGCUGGAAGUACUCCACAUUUUCUGGCUUCCUGGUCUUCCCUCUGUAGAGGAGGAGCACGCCAAGGAAGGACUAUUGCUCUUUAGCUCGCCGGCUUGUGGGAGAUAGGAAGGAUAUGAGGGUGGCUGAAAGAUAGAUUGAUAGCGAGAAUGUAAAGAAAAAAUAUAGAAAGAGAAAAUUUUCGUCGCACUCACUUCGCUCUGCUGCUUGACUACAGCUCUGGACAGCCAAAACUUUUUUAUUAUCCUUAUUAUAAACGAUAAUUAAAAUGAUCUGGAAAGAAAACCUACAGAGGACCGUAGCCCUUACCCCCUAGUUCAUCCCAUCACUACCCACCCUCUGCUUUAAGGAUUGUCCUUCUGCAGCCCAGACCACCAUUUCGCACAGAUAUCAUCUCUGUAUAUUCUCGCCAUGUAUGCGUACUGUGAGUGUCAAAUGCCAUCGUCAUUCUUCUCAGUACCAAGUCCAGUCGCCUUUCUUUGGCCUGCUCUAGUGCUCCGCUCGCUCACCCUUUCUUUCCUCGGAGUGGGCGUCUUUGCUCUGUCGUGACUGAUGGAUGUCUGGAUCCCCACAAAAAGACUGCAUACUGGAUAUAUACAUAUAUAAAUACAUUGAAAAUCUUAAAGUUUCUAUAUGAUUAUGAUAUACUCAAUGCCUAAAUGAAUCUGGUCAACUCUCUGUAUUUCUGUAUUUCAGUGUAGUGAUCGUGUGUGGAUUAUCAGGCUGCUGUCCAACUACCAAUGCUUCUUGUUUUUGUUUCGGUCAAAACGUGGCUAAGAUGAUACUAUAUCAGAAAUACUAUAAAGUACAAAGUUUUAUUAUCAUUGAUUGUAAGAUAUGUGUGAAUAUUUAGCAAACAAAAUCCUCCCUUUUAAUCAGUUACAUUACCUAUUGUUUUUUCUUUGGUUCAAUAAAAAUUAAAUGGUACUUUU
Paramisgurnus dabryanus is the source of this 1845-nucleotide messenger RNA. It is a transcript of the gene cbln1, whose product is annotated as cerebellin 1 precursor. Lineage: Eukaryota; Metazoa; Chordata; Actinopteri; Cypriniformes; Cobitidae. Gene Ontology annotation, cellular component: synaptic cleft; glutamatergic synapse. Gene Ontology annotation, molecular function: protein binding. The record is from RefSeq and is a predicted model, not a curated record. Gene Ontology annotation, biological process: maintenance of synapse structure.